Cooperia oncophora is the source of this 489-nucleotide messenger RNA. Lineage: Eukaryota; Metazoa; Nematoda; Chromadorea; Rhabditida; Trichostrongylidae. The record is from the annotation of a GenBank genome assembly.
UUGCUAUUCCAUUCGGAUAUUCCAAGUGCUUUUUUCCAGGGAGUUCCGAGUUCAGCACUGCGAGAAAUCUGUAUUCUGAGGGAACUGAAACAUAGAAAUGUCGUCCGUCUGUAUGACGUCAUAUAUUCCGAAAGCAAGCUAACGCUGGUAUUUGAAUAUUGUGAUCAGGAUUUGAAGAAGUUUUUCGAUUCUCUGAAUGGUCAUAUCGAUCAACAGAUGGCGAAGUCGCUGAUGCUGCAGCUGCUGCGAGGACUGGCUUUUUGCCACGCACAUCACGUUCUUCAUCGUGAUCUGAAACCACAAAAUCUGCUUAUCAACUCCAAUGGCCAGCUGAAAUUGGCUGAUUUUGGACUUGCUCGUGCGUUUGGCGUCCCAGUUCGAUGUUAUAGUGCGGAGGUAAGCGUUUACAACUACUUUCAAAAUACUAGCAUGGGGUGUCCUGUAGCCAGCUGGUCUUUUGUAGCCAGCUUAGAGUUAGUCCUUCCCUAG